UUUGCGCAUCACAGUCUUUUCUCGCUGACGUCUCGUUGCAAUCGUUUUAAUUUUAUUCUGUCUAGUUUCCAUUGGUUAAUUUAAACAACAACGCAAUAAUGUUCACGACAAGUGUAUUAAUGCUUCUUGCUGUCAUUUUCAUCAAGGUGGCAGCCUCCCAGAACGAAAACGGAAGUCAACUAAAAGAAACGCAAAUCUAUACAGAUUAUGAAAGAUUAGAGAUGAUGCAUAAAAGAAUCAUUGGCAUGUACUGUCCGCCACUUGGACUAACGGAUAAAUUUAACGUUACCGUGGUUGGUGCUGAUUGGACUUGGACAGGAGGAAUCGCAUACAUAGAACGUCACGCUUCCAUAAGUCCUUCGCAAUUGUUUCAUUUGAUGCUGCGCCGUUCGCAAGACGAUGGGGAUACAAAUAAUAUGGAUCACUUAAGGUUUGAGUGCUUAUCAAAAAACAGCCCGCUCAUUGAGGAAGAUAAGGGCAAGGGCUGGGAGUAUGUAUCGCUAUACGAACAUACACUAUUCGAAUAUUAUUCACGAACCAAACAAGAAUCUGGAGCUAAUAGACAAGCCUACAGAUGUGCC
This is a messenger RNA of Melanaphis sacchari, 581 nucleotides long. RefSeq lists its product as uncharacterized. The annotation marks the transcript as partial. The record is from RefSeq and is a predicted model, not a curated record. The transcript has 3 exons. NCBI's taxonomy places the organism in Eukaryota, Metazoa, Arthropoda, Insecta, Hemiptera, Aphididae.